AUGUCGAGUUCCCGCAACGAUGGGAUUUUUUGGCAUCAUAAGUCUAGCGUCAGAAUAGGUGAAAUUGAACGCUAUAUCAUCACAUAUCAACUUUACGACGAUGAUGAAGGGCUUCCAGCAGACUUAUCACUUAAUUCGCUUUGGCUGAGGGUUCAAAACAUUGAAAACUUGACUUAUAGGGCAGCUUACUUGAUGGGACCUUAUCUACUUUACUGCGAUCUGCGAACUGAAGAAUACCACCAUUCCCAACAUCUUUUCGUUUCGGCAGAUCAGCCUAAGUUCGAGCCGGCAUUGCAACCGCAACAGGAUUUUUACGCUGAAAUGUCAUUGCAUAACCUCAAGAAAAAAUACGUUUGGAUUCUGGACAUAGCAAGCCAGAUCAUUUUCACUAACACAAGUCAAAUCGGCUUUGAGAUUUCGAUCGGGUCGUCCAAGAAAAGUCUAGAAAACAUUUAUUUUGGUGAACAUCUUUUUCCGUAUUCGGCUAGCUCGAAACUGAGUGUGACACGGCUAGACACUUUGGAUCAAUGGAACCUCAGCGAUUAUAUGUCGCCUCAAGCGGAUCAGAAACAACAUCUAGUCAUCAUGACUCAUGGAUUGCAUUCUAACGUCCCAGCAGAUCUAUUAUACGUUAAAGAACAGAUUGAAAAGUCCCAGAAGUACUAUAAGGACGAACAAAUUGUCGUCAAAGGUUUCACUGGAAACGUUUGCAAAACUGAAAGAGGUAUUAAGUAUCUGGGCACCAGACUAGCCAAUUAUGUGGUGCAAAAAUUAUACAACGAACGAGUGACCAAAAUAUCUUUUAUCGGUCAUUCAUUGGGUGGCCUCGUCCAAACAUUCGCAAUUGCUUAUAUCUCAGUGAACUUCCCCUGGUUCUUCGAAAGAGUUCAGCCCACUAAUUUUAUUACUCUGGCAUCUCCGUUACUUGGUAUUGUGACGGACAACCCUGCUUACGUUAAUAUGUUGCUAUCUUUUGGUAUUGUUGGAAAGACUGGACAAGACCUGGGUCUCAAAGGGCAGUCCGAAGGUGAAAAGCCGCUUCUAUAUUUUCUUCCGGGAGAGCCCACCAAAACCAUUCUGAAAAAGUUCAAGCGUCGUACGAUUUACGCUAAUGCCGUAAACGAUGGUAUUGUUCCGCUUUACUCGGCUUCAUUGCUCUUUUUGGAGUAUAAAGAAGUCUUGGCUCAACUCCAAAGAAUGCCAGACAUCGGUCAUAAGUUAGUGACCACUGCGCCAGGUGAAUUCUUCAUGAAAAAUUUCAUUGCUCCAAUCUCCAAAGCUAUCAGUCUGUGGGCUCCUCAGAAGUUUCCAGAUGAUGGGGAUGGCAUUUCGAAAAUUCCGAAAGCGUCCGUAAUAGAAUCUGCUACCUCCAUAUUGAUUCCACCAGCUCCAGAUAAGUCAUAUAUCAUGGAUCCUGCAACUCGUGCUAAUGUCAUUAUUCAUGACAAGCUAUACACCGAAACCGAUAUUCCGGAACGCAACUCAAACUCGGAAGAAGAGUUGCUGGGUAGUAAUAACGUACUUUUACGCACAUUUGUCGCGAACGCUGAAAAUUCUCACCAACAACUAGAGGAAGAAAUCGCGAGACGUUGGCACGAGGGUCUCGAUUGGCGCAAGGUAAUCGUCAGUUUAAAACCUGACGCUCACAAUAACAUUAUCGUAAGGAGAAGAUUUUCCAAUGCGUAUGGAUGGCCAGUAAUCGACCACUUGAUUCAAAACCACUUCAACGGUGUAGACAAUGAAUUGCAUUUUCCAAACGCCCAACCUGAGCUGGCAGAGAGCGGCCCCUCGAAUAGUGAUGGCAGCUGGGUUAAUUCUACAGAUAGAAAGAGAAUCUUUGACGUGGGGCCAACUGGAAUGAUUUCAACGGUCACUGACAUGUUCGAUUCAUUGAGCAGGAAUAGGCCACUACUGAAUCGUAAUAUGAGCUCAUCCCGCAGGCGGGAAAGUACUUUCAGUCAAGACGAGUUGUUCAGAUAUGAACUUGAAGAAAAUGAGUUAGGCGGAAAUCCUUUAUAA
Messenger RNA from Lachancea lanzarotensis, 2019 nucleotides. RefSeq names its product LALA0S03e03840g1_1. Gene Ontology annotation, molecular function: monoacylglycerol lipase activity. NCBI's taxonomy places the organism in Eukaryota, Fungi, Ascomycota, Saccharomycetes, Saccharomycetales, Saccharomycetaceae. The record is from RefSeq and is a predicted model, not a curated record. The transcript has a single exon. The coding region runs from base 1 to 2019 and encodes 672 amino acids.